Ramularia collo-cygni is the source of this 2340-nucleotide messenger RNA. RefSeq lists its product as uncharacterized. The transcript has a single exon. Gene Ontology annotation, molecular function: DNA replication origin binding. NCBI's taxonomy places the organism in Eukaryota, Fungi, Ascomycota, Dothideomycetes, Mycosphaerellales, Mycosphaerellaceae. The record is from RefSeq and is a predicted model, not a curated record. Bases 1 to 2340 code for a protein of 779 amino acids.
AUGUAUCGUCAGAAUUCCGGCGCCGGCGCCCAUCACCAAUAUCAGCUGUCAGCAGACGCUUCAGAAUCACCUUUCGCACAGUCACAGUUCCAGUCGCCCAUGUACGGCAUUGACCCAAAUCUGCAAGGAUCACAGCACCUCCAGCCUGGUGUACGCCAAGGAAGCACUCGUCCAUCCUCUCACAGUAGACAAUCCUCGGUGGAGAAUCCGGGCAUGAUGCAUCCUCCCAACAGCUCAUCGCCAAGAGUGGCAAACACAACGCCAGGUCCCGUGGGAUAUUCACCAGGAUAUCGUCCCAGCGACAGGACACUACCAUCUAGAGAUGUGACCCCAGACACCAUCACAGAUGCUUUUGUAGACUUCAUCCUGUAUUGUAACCCUCAUUUCCCGCUCGAUGUCGACUCGGCGAUGCUCCGGAGUACCUUUCAGAGCCCUCCGAAAAGUGAUAACAAGGACUUUGAAAUUUUCCGUCUGUAUGAGCUGCUCCAGAAAUUCGACUCCAAAGAGAUCAAAACGUGGGGACAACUCGCACUGGACCUGGGUGUCGAGGCACCGGAUGUCUCCAAAGGGCAGUCGGUGCAAAAGGUACAACAGUACAGCGUUCGCUUAAAGCGAUGGAUGCGUGCGAUGCAUGUGGAUGCAUUUUUCGAGUUCCUACUUGGCAAACAGCACUCGUACUUUGUGGACAUUCCGCAUCCCAGCGAUCCAUAUCCACCGGCUGGCCGCGAUGGAGUCACUGCUGAGGAGGAUCUUGCAAUCAGAGCAUUGGAUCCUUCUUUCAGACCGAAGCGGGGAAGACGACGGAACUCAGAAGCCGAGUUGGACGACAAUGCCGGAUCAGAAUCGGGAGACAGGGCUUCAAAACACCUCGACGCUGCGUUCAUACAUCAACAUCCUGGUGGUACAAUGUCUGAGAUGUCGAUGAGUGCACACCCUGACGGUUACAAUGACCCGUGGGCCGUGGCAUCAGCUGUGACACCACAAAGCUUCGCUCCGUGGUCAGGACGGCCGUCUGCAAUUGGAGCCUCUAAUCUGAGGUGGCAGCUAGGUCAUGCAAACACGCCCAGCUCUCCGCAUCCAAUGACAGCUUUACCAACAUCCAUGUCUGCACAUAUUGAUGCUGCAUUUGAUGGUGAGCCGAAGUCUGCCGUCACGCCAUCAUCUCGGAAGAGAAGACGGCAUGGUCCUGCGGUAUCCAGUGCAUGGCCUUCUGCCAAUGCACCAGGCGCAAAGCCCAGAGGUAGACCUCCCGCCAGUCGCAACACCCAGGACGGCCCUUUUAGUACGUUUCCCGUCGAUCCCUCCAAUGGGAAAGAAAAAGAUCAACAAUCUACCUCCCAUCCGGCUCCUGCAGACACUCAACCAAACCUCGAACAGCCAUCGCCUCAGAUUCCCCAGCCCAUGUUCCAGCUUCACGGAGAGGGUAGACCCAGUAGACUGUCACUCCACGUCCCACAGCGUACAGGUGCGCCUGUACGACUUGCCACUCCACCCAUGCUCAUGGUUAAUGGCGAGACUGGUGCGAGUGGGACAGCAAAUGAGAUGGAAGAUGGGAGAAGGGAUAUCUCCGAGCCGCCACUACUCACACAGAUUGCCGCCCAGCAAUAUACUCCCCCAAUCAGAGCAGCUCCUGCCUUUACAUUCGAGACGCUCAAGCGUGUUGUCACGAGCGAUUUACUUCGUGCAGAUAUUUCCGGCCGCCGGCAACGUUUAACUGGCGAUGAAGCAAAACGUCUCGCCGACUCAGUAUUAGAUCGUCUCGGAGUCCCGAGAGAGGAAACUGCGGUUCCACGCGAUCACAUCGCACGUCUGACAGCAGCAUCAUGGCUGGGAGUCGGCGAUCAAGUCAACGUCCCUCUCGGACCUGCCACGGGCCACGGGAAGAAAAUCAACGUGACGCGGUUCCGAGUCGGACCCGAUGGCUACGAGGAAAUCAUCUAUGAUGAAGACGCACAAGGCGUUCGCGAAGUCUUUGAUAUUUUCUGGCACGUCAGUCUUGGGGGUUGCAUGGGGAGUUUCGAAAUGAAGGGUUUAUCUCUUUCGGCCUCGUCGUUGUCUGGUGGGGCUGCUACUGCUGGGGAGAGUGUAGAAACGACGCAUGAUAUGAUGUUGAGGAAAUCUUUGGAGGCUUUGCAUAAGUUGAAUAAGAAGGGGUGGGUGGAGGGUAGUAUGCAGGAAAUUGCGAGGUCUGUGGCUAGGACUUCUUCGCAUCAGCAGGAUGAUAAUAUUGAUUGGAAGGCGAGGUGUAAAGCUAUGGAAUWUGGGACGAUGAUUGCUAAAGGGGAGGUGGAGAGGAUGAGGAGGACUAUGGUGGAGAAGAUUAUGGAUGCUGUUUUGUGA